GCGCCGAUAAUGAUCCGUAUAAAAGAAUCAAGGUUCCUCGUGAACCGGUGCACUUUAAGAUGUCACGAACAUUGGCGUUCUUCCUUGCCCUUGUGGCCCUGAGCCAGGCUCGCACUCUGCCGAAGGCUGAAUGCUCGUGGUCAAUCAACACUGACCUGCCAACGACCCAGGCCCUGUACAUCAUCCCCGAUGGUCCUCUAGACCUGAAGGGCUUCUGGCUUCCCCAAAGUGGUGAUAUCGUCACCGUCCCCGAUGCCGGACAGGUUCUGUUCGCUUGCCCUGGUGGCACCCUGACCGGCCCUGGCACUGAAGAGGCUUUGCUCACCUGUGUCGGUGGAAACGUGUUCAGCGACGUGAACGGCAACACCUACUCGUUUUCGUCCUUGUCUUGCUCUAGGGAUCCCUUCCACACUGCAAUCAGGCGCAACGGAGCCUCUUGCGAGAUUCCCGGGGCUUAUUCUCUGAUUGACAUCGGUUUCCAACUCACUUCCGGCGCCUUCUACAAAAUCAUCGAGAUCUGCUUCGAUGACGCCACAUCAAAUUCCCUGUACUCCAAGUACACUCAGACCAACGCCAUCGAUGGCUACCAGUCUGGCUACCCCAGACCUGGAUUUGUUCAGGGUGAAUUCUAUCCUCCUGGCUUGGACGUCGAUUUCCAGUACUCCAGGGAUGGACAGUUGGCUGCAGUUGCUCAGGCUGUGGGAUCGACCUCUCUCGCUGGACAGUAUGUUCAGGCUUCAGGCGACUACUUCAUGUCUCGCGGUCACAUGACUGCCAAGGCUGAUUUCGUUUACGGUUCCCACCACCGUGCCACCUUCUGGUUCCUGAAUGUCGCUCCCCAAUGGCAGACCUUCAACGGUGGCAACUGGAACAACCUCGAGAUGAGCUCCCGCACCUUCGCCGCCAGCUACCCCAAUGAUCUGCUCGUCUAUACUGGCACCAACGGUAUCACCCAAUUGCCCGACGUUAAUGGAAACCCUGUAGAUAUCUACAUCGCCUACGAUGCAAACGGUAACGGCAUCCUCAAGGUUCCCUACAUCUACUGGCGCGUCGUCUACGACCCAAUCACCCAGAACGGCGUCGCCUUCGUCGGCCUGAACAACCCGUACAACGACGCUCCUGGAACUGAUUUCUACGGUCUUUGCACUGAUGUGUGCAGCCAGAUCUCUUGGGUCAACUGGAGCCCCUCCGACCAACGGCUUGGUUUCGGCUUCUGCUGUGACAUCAACGAGCUGGCUCUUAAUGUGCCUGAAAUUCCUCCCCUCACCGUCACUGGUCUCCUCACGUAGACGUCGAGCAGAAAAUGUUUCAUUCCGAGAGGCUGUCCUAUUUAAUGUCGCAUUAAAUCAAAAGGGAUCCAGACGAAUUAAAGUACAAGACUCGAUUCA
Molecule: messenger RNA, 1388 nt
Organism: Neocloeon triangulifer
Lineage: Eukaryota; Metazoa; Arthropoda; Insecta; Ephemeroptera; Baetidae
Exons: 4
Coding region: 60-1289 (409 amino acids)
Biological process (GO): apoptotic DNA fragmentation
Cellular component (GO): nucleus; mitochondrial inner membrane
Molecular function (GO): metal ion binding; RNA endonuclease activity; nucleic acid binding
Source: RefSeq, a predicted model, not a curated record